CAUUCUCUCCGGUCCCCUUUCCUCUUCAGUCUUCCCUCCUCCCUCCUCACUCCUCCCUCCUCCCUCUUCCCUCCCAUCGCACUCUAGGUUUCUCUCUAAUUUCUUAAUUUCAUGAGGGUCACUGCAUGGAGGGAUUACCAAUUUCGUUGAAAAGUAACUGAUUGCAAUAGCAUCCUUACGAAAGAGCUACAUUGGGAUAUAGUUCAUAUUAUUCGAUAAGUUCUUAGACUGGAGGUUGCUCUGAAGGGGUUUGGGAAUAAAAAAAUAGAAUUACUUCAUAGUCCAACAAGUUAGAAGAGUACUCAUGAACCUUCAACUUUGAUGCCCCUGAUGCUAAAUGUUGAUCAGUGUUAUGAUGAAGUGAGGGAGGAGCUUGUUAGCAUAAUUAUUGAAAGAUUACAGCCUUCAAAAGUUGAAUAGGAAUAAUUGUUGAUUGAGGAAGAUUCUGCAUAUUUGGUUUAAUCAAAAUGUCACGAGUGCAGAGAGAUAUGAUGCCUUCAUGUUACUUUUCAAAAGCUAUGCAAAGAUUGUUCUGAAUAAGAAUAAGUAAAGGGUAUUGAUUUAAGACUGAGAGAAAUGAAUAGAAGCAGCCGAAAGCGGUCUUCUAAAUGGGAUUUGGUGGACGAGCCUCAGUUUGAAGAUGCAAAUAUGCAGGACAACGGUUGGAUGGGAAAGGCAGGUAGGACAUUUCGUCCUAAGGAAUCUGGACAUGACUGGCCUUCUCCAGAGACAAAUGAUCUGCAGAGACCUAAGCAUGAUUUGGAUUUGGCUUCCAGGGAACCUUUGCCCGGAAGCAGAGGUUCACAUAAGCAUGGGAGUAUGAAUAAGAGAUGCAAUAGAUACAUUGAUGACUCUAUGGUGUGGGAUGGAGAUGAAAAUUGCAGCACAAGGAUGUCUCCUGGUUUUGAUGACUGGAGAGAACAUCGUAGUCAGUCCCCAAAAAGUGGUUGGAAAAGGUCACUGAGAGGUAGGAGUAGAAGUAGAAGCAGGAGCAGGAGUAAGAGCCAGAGCUGGAGCAGGAGCCCUGAUCGUGGCUAUAGGCGGGAAUCACUUUUCCUUGACAGAAAUAGAGGCAGGCCAGGCAUUUCAGCUCAAUUGUGCAAAGAUUAUAUGACUGGGAGAUGCAGGAGAGCUAGUGAUUGCCAAUUUCUUCAUGAGGGUAAUUCCAAGUAUGAUGAUAGCUGGGAAAGUCGACACAGGAAACGUGGUGCUUUGAGAUAUGCUAGUCCUCCUGAAACUACCGAGUACUACCCAUUAAAAAGUGAAAGAUAUUCUGUGUCUUGUAGUGAUUUUGUAAAGGGGAAGUGCCGCAAGGGUGCCUCUUGCAAGUUCAAUCACCAUCGUCCUUCUGAUGGAUUCAGCAAAGAUUCUACAAUUGAUAAUACGAGAGAAAGGGAAAAUGAAAGAAGGAACAGAGAUACUUCUACAGAGCGAGGUGCUGAGCGUGUACCACACAGAAGUGGCGAUAUUCCUUGCAAAUUUUUUGCUGCGGGAAAUUGUCGUAAUAAAAAGUAUUGUCGGUUUUCUCAUCAUAUUCAAGCUUAUGUAAGUCCUGAAAGAAAGUCAAAGGAUGGCCGGUGGGGCCCGGGUCACAGUUUAAAUGAUGCAGGCCCAGCAUGGAAUGGUCCAAAAUGCAGUGAUACCGUGACUCUGUCAGAUGCCCCAAUGUUGACUGUAGAUAACAGAAAUAUUGGUGUUCCAGAGGUACGGUCUAGUGCUUGGUCUGUGGAUGAUAAUAGAUGGGGUUGCGAUCAGAACGAUGAGAACAAAAAUUGUGCUGACCGCAAUGUUAGUCAUGAAGCAGCUGAGAGGAAUGAGAAGGAUGCAAAUCUGUGGAAGGAAGAUAAUGUGGGUGCUCGUGUGGAUCUUCCCAAAUCAAGAGAUACUGAAAAAUGGCUUGGUGACAUGUCUCCUGAUUGGAAUUACACGGUGCAAUCCUCCAACCAUGUUGGGAAACAAGAGCAUGGUUGCAUUACGCGAGGUUCAGAACCUUCAACUCGGGUACAUGGUGCUGCUUCAAUUAUUGAACAAGAGAUAGCUGAAAGAUCUGAUUUUCUGCAGAACAAGGAUCUGAGGGGAGAUGGAGUUAUUUCCUUGCCAUAUGACAAUAGGAAUGCCAUUGAAGAACCUUCUAGUUUUCGUAAUAACCUAAGUGUUACUGCAAAUAUUGUGGGCUGCCAAAGUUUUGACAACAGUGGCCAGAGUUCAAGUGCUUUUCCUUUUUCAGGAUUGAGCACAAUUGGGCAAAGUCAAACACUAAUCCCAGGCAGAGGAAUUGUAAAAAGUCCGCAUGAUACACUGUCCCCAGAGGGUAAAUCUGUGAACAAAUUAGAUAUAGGUGAUGCAAAAACUUCACUAGUUGAUGGAAUUCCUCAAGUUCCAAGUUUGGUAGGUGGUAAAGAACUUAAGCAACUUACCAAUCUUUCAGCCUCUCUGGCUCAGUUACUUGGAAAUCGGCAGCAACUUCCACAGAUUUAUGCUGCUUUAAAUGCUCAUAAUGCGGUGAGCACCCCACCUCUCCUUCCCAAAUCCAAAGGAUCUUCUGAGCAGCUUUUGGGAGCAACUUCUCAGCCCGAUCCAGCCAUGUUAUCUCAUAAGCCGUAUGAUCCUAUAUGUGAUAGCAUAGAACAUAGAAUUAAUAACAAUCAAAUGUGCCUUUUGCCAAAUAGUGCUGGAAACACAAGUGUUGAUGGAAAAGUAGAGAAACUGUCAAAUGUUGUAUCUCCAUCUUCUUUACCUAGCGGAGCAAAUACAAACAAUUAUCAUCAGACUAAUAAUCCAGUACAAGAACCUACACAUGAGAAUCACCAGUUAAGUCAGCUGGAGCGUGGUGCAAAACCUGUGGUUGUCAAGGGAAAUGGUGAUCUUGGGGCCAAGGAAAUCAAGAGCGAUCAGGAAGAAAAUAAUUCCCCAGUUAAUGGUCCCAUGGAGGUCACAGAAAAAGAUGGUGCUGACGGGGGCAAGAAACUCAAGGAAGUGAAGGGGAGUCGUGCAUUCAAAUUUGCACUUGUGGAAAACGUUAAGGAGCUUUUAAAACCCUCAUGGAAAGAAGGUCAAGUCAGCAAAGAUGCUUACAAAACUAUAGUGAAGAAGGUGGUUGAUAAAGUGACCAGUACCAUGCAGGGGGCUAAUAUUCCCCAGACUCAAGAGAAGAUUGAUCAUUAUCUAUCAUUUUCAAAACCAAAGCUUACUAAACUUGUACAGGUCAUGUUUUCCUUCUAUUCCUUCUCUAGGUUCUCUCUAUUUACCCACCAUGCAUAUGUAGAAAAAUGCACAAGGCCUAAAAGAGAACAACUUGCGUUUUUUCACUUUCCUUGUGUCAUACAAAACUUCGCCUAACGCUCCUGGCGUGUUUAUGCUCUGGCAGCCUUUUGCGUAUCUUAGGUUUGUUUUUCCAUUUUCCUUUUUCCGGUUACGUAAGACAUCUUAAUUUUUUUUAGCAUUCCUUUGAUGUAUACUAUUUGGUGCAAGGAUAGUGAAACUCUUGGACUAAGAUGGGCAUAUGAGAGAUUAAUUAUUCUUCUUCAUGUGCGUUAUGUUGGUGCGUCUUUCUUUUGCUUCUUGUUAAAAUGGGCAAUUAUUAUUUUUUGAGGAG
Molecule: messenger RNA, 3595 nt
Organism: Malus domestica (apple)
Lineage: Eukaryota; Viridiplantae; Streptophyta; Magnoliopsida; Rosales; Rosaceae
Product: zinc finger CCCH domain-containing protein 38
Molecular function (GO): metal ion binding
Source: RefSeq, a predicted model, not a curated record